Messenger RNA from Pogona vitticeps (central bearded dragon), 1906 nucleotides. It is a transcript of the gene EDN1, whose product is annotated as endothelin 1. Gene Ontology annotation, biological process: regulation of vasoconstriction; vein smooth muscle contraction; regulation of systemic arterial blood pressure by endothelin. Gene Ontology annotation, cellular component: extracellular region. NCBI's taxonomy places the organism in Eukaryota, Metazoa, Chordata, Lepidosauria, Squamata, Agamidae. Gene Ontology annotation, molecular function: hormone activity; endothelin A receptor binding; endothelin B receptor binding. The record is from RefSeq and is a predicted model, not a curated record.
AUGGACUGUCAGAAAGAUAAGCACCCAGGCGCGCGACUGAUCCUUCCCUUGCUCUUCGUGAUUUGCCCGGGAGUUCACUCGGCAGAUGCCGCCGAGCCGAGCCCCGGCGGGCUGCCCUCGAGCGCCCCCUCGCCGCUGCGCCGCUCCAAGCGCUGCUCCUGCUCGUCGCUGAUGGACAAGGAGUGCGUCUAUUUCUGCCACCUGGACAUCAUCUGGAUUAACACUCCGGAACGGACUGUGCCUUAUGGACUAGGGAGUCCUCGAACCCGGCGGUCACUGGGACACAUACCUCUUAGAAGCCUUCAGGGGUCAAGCAACAGAUGCCAGUGUGCUAACCCAAAAGACAAGAAAUGUGGCUACUUCUGCCAGAUGGGGAAAGAACACUGGGCUCAGUCCACCACAGAGAAGGGAAGGAGACAUCUUCACAAGGACAGAGGUUGCAACGGACGUGGACUGAAAUGUGUGGACCGGCAACUGGCUGGCAGUAAGAAAAUGAGAAGGUUAGAUACCAUCAGUAACAGCAUCAAAGCAUCUUUUGCUAUUGCCAAACUGAGGAGCAGCCUGCACAAACCAAAGCAGCUGAAGCAUAACCGAACAUAUAAAAAGCAAAAUGUUUGGGAAAGCCUGAAGACCACAUCGUAGUGGAAAGAUCACCAACCCUAAUCCUCGAGUCAUCAAGAAUUACUGACAAAGCAUUGCUGAAGCUCUGUUUUGACUUCUUAACAUUCCACUCCAGGAAAAGAUCAAGGAGUGUUGUUCUAAAUAUUAACUCUCUCAAGGUAAAGGAAGGCCCAAAUAAACCUUCCAUUCAGACCGAAUGACAAAGCAAUUAAAUACUGCCGUCCUCUUGGAAUUCAGUUGAAUGCCUUGGGUCAAAGAACAUCACUUCAGCUGAUUUUUUUUCCUUUUCAAUUUUGGGAGUCUAUCAGAUGAAGAAGGGGCAAAUCUGGGCCCCAGUUCAGAAAAGACGGAAAAACUGGAGCCGUGGGCUCAUUUGAUAUGGAAGGCUUUGGACAGAGCGGUCACAAAGUGUCCCACAAAGCUGUUUGUGAUCAAGAAGGUCAGAAACUGAGAGGUCAAGGCUGGAAAGAGAAGAUUGCUGUCACUGACUGUAAUUCAUUACAAAAUGACUGUGCUACUUGGACCAGGACACAUCUCGUGUGCAACAGGUCUACCUCACAUGCUCUGGGUUGCACUCUUACCUAAACAUUGCUGUAACUGUUAUGUGACCUGAAAACAUCAGUUGCAACCUUUCUUUCUUUUUGUCCUUUUUUUUUAAAAAAAGGUCAUAAAUAGGAGCUCACUGUUUAGUAACUCUUGAAUCUUCAAGGCCAAGGAUCAGUACUGUCUGUUCUCUAUAUGCAGAAAGGGGAAAUCAUCUGCAAGGUUCCAUUCUAAACAUGCCACAAUCAGGCAGCGGGGGCAGUAGAUUUCAUUGUGUUCCAGUAGAGCGUACUUUCAAAUGAGUGUGCUCAGUAAAUGGAGUUGAGUUUAUUUUAAGAAACUGCAUGAAUGCAUCCUUUGCGAAGGCUCUGACUAUGUUCAGUGGGAUGUGGAGGCUUGGAAAGCCAAUAUUCUAAUAAGAGAUUCUGCUACCUGGGCCUGAUCUGUAGAAAUGGAGAUUGUCCGGAUCUCUAGAUAUUAGGGAAUCAGGAAGGCAAGCAGUGGUUUCAAAGUAAGGUCAAUGGUUAAUAUGAAGUGAAAAUCAAUAGCGGUGGGUUUAUCAGUUUGUCUGAUAAAAGUCUGAAUUUUUUUUUGUAAGAUGUGCUUUUGAAAAAAAAACCUUUCUAUCUAUUAUCUAUUUAUAUUUGUGGAACUGCCAUUAUAUUUACCAUGUUGAAUAUAUAUUGAAACUGGCCAUAUUGGUCUAUGCAUGUCUUAUGUAUUUCUGUAUGAAAUUGAAGAA